This is a messenger RNA of Ichthyophthirius multifiliis, 1254 nucleotides long. RefSeq lists its product as hypothetical. The record is from RefSeq and is a predicted model, not a curated record. Lineage: Eukaryota; Ciliophora; Oligohymenophorea; Hymenostomatida. The transcript has 5 exons.
AUGGAAGGAAACAUGAAUAAUUAUAAAGGUGUAAUGCUUUGUAGUCGUCCAAACGAAUAAUUAAAGGCUCCUACUGAAAAGUUAAAAUAUUUAAAAAAAAUAAAAUUUAAAAAAAAUAAAAGACCAUUUUGUUCAAGAGUCGAAGGAGCUUCUUGCUUAGUACAAUUUAAUAUAAUUAUGGUUUAUAUAAUAUUUUAAAUAAAAAUAGAAUUAAAUCCUGCUUUAUAAAGACAUAAAGAUUGGUUGAAUAUGUUUAAGUUAAAAAUGAUAAUAAAAAAGGAAGAUAUAGAGGAAAAUAAAUAAAAAUAAAAUGAAAAAUUUGAAAAAGUGAAAGAAUUAGCAUAAAAAGAUAGAAUAAGAACUAAAAAAAUGAAAAGUGACUUCGAUAAAUUGAAUUAAAAUAUAGAUAAUAUAUUAAGAAAAGAUAACGACGAAGAAAAAAAUGCUUAAUAAUAAAAAGAAUAAAAACCUUUUAAAUUAACAGAAGAUAAUAUAAACGAAUUUAAAUAAUAAAAUAUUGAAAAUGAUAAAAAAAUAAUAGAAAAUGAUAAAUAAUAAGUUAAAGAAGAUAAAUAAUCAUUAAAAAAACCCAAAUGGGCUUUAACUUAAGAAGAAUAAGAUAAUAAUUAAGAUAAAGAAUGUGAUGAAUUACUUGAUUUUGUAAAUGGUUUAGAUUAUGAUUAAUUUAUUAAUGAUUUAGAAGUAUAAUCUAUGAUAAAAGCAUUAAAAAGUCGCAUAUCGAAGUUAUAAGAAAAGAAAAACUGGAAAGAAAAUGCAAUUGAAAAUUAUAAAAAUAAAAAUAUAUUAUAAAAUAAAGUAAAUAAUUAAUAAGAAGAUUUAAAAUCUAACUUUUCUUAAAAUUCUGAAUGUCAUUCUAUUUAAUCUGAAAAAACAUAAUAGGCAAUAAAUACAUUAAAAUAAUAAUUAAUUUAAGAAAAAAAAGAUUGGGAUAAAUCUGUUUAAAUUUUUUAAUUUUCUUAUUUAUUUAUUAUUUAUAAAAAAUAAAAUAAAAGUACUAUGGAAGAAAAAAUAGCUAAACAUGUAGCUGAUGAAGUUUUAAGAAAUUAUAAACAUUUAGGUAAUGUACAUUCUAAUUAAUCAAUUAGAAAGCUAUUGGAAAGAGAAGCAUCAAACUAUAUUAAUAAAGGAUUUAUUAGUCCUCCUUUAAUUACAAUUAAUAAAGAAACUACUUUAAGAAAAAAUGAAAUCGAUCCUAAUAAUUUACCUUAUUUACAUAGAAAUCCUGCUGUUUGA